AGGGGUGUGUAGGCUGAGGCUUCGCUGAAUGAGGAAGCAGCAGAGCCAUUUUUACUGUUGAGUAACUGCAUGCUGGUUUGCCUGUGCUAGAAAGAGGGUGCGAGAGUGAGCCACUCUUAUCGAAGCCCUCUUUCCCCUCUGUCGCCUUCAGUUCUCCUUCUAUACUCCUCUCUCCUGCUGCAUGUGUCCUUUAAGUUGGUGAGGCCCUGGAGAGGACACACAAUGGAGCGAAGAGUCUGUGGCAACUGGGCCGUUGUACUACUGAGAGGGGGAUGGGGUAGAGAGAAGACCGGUUCACAUAGCUAACACAGCCUGCUGGCUGUAGGCUUUUACAGCCUCACUUCCCUGCCUGGACCCACUGUUUUCAGGCUGGGGCCUUUUUCCUGGAACAGCCACCAACUUGCUUGGACUACACUAAGGAUUACUCGCUAUGUUCUGUGGGGUUUUAGAACACAUACCGGAGCCAGAAGAAUAAAUCUCUUCUAUGUUUUUGUGGAAUUCAUUAAUGGAUUACAAGAUGCAUGCCAAGUCAAAUGAUUUGCUGGAUUUUCAAAAACUGGACGCACUUCUGGAAAAAAUUGCACAUUCUGUCUCUGUGAAAAGAGAGUCAAGUGAGGAGUGCAAUGGGAUCAGUGGUGCUCUGUCAGUGGAGUCUGUGUCGGGGCCAAGACUAAAUUGGUGUCCUGCAAACACCACUACCCCUGCCCCCGCUGCAGCUCCAGCUCUGGGGCCUGAGCCCACGCCCAACCUUAUCAGAAUGGGAGACGGCCUGGACACAGCACAGAUGUCGGGCAGUAGCAGUAGCCAGGGGCAGGCCCAGCCAGGAGGCAACGCCAUUGCCCCAGACUACGUCAACCUCAACAGGCCAAAGCGCCAAACCAAUCAGCUGCAGUUUCUGCUCAAAGUGGUGUUAAAGACCCUGUGGAAGCACCAGUUUGCCUGGCCUUUUCACGCACCAGUGGAUGCAGUCAAACUUAACCUGCCUGACUACUAUUCAAUAAUUCAAAACCCUAUGGACAUGGGAACAAUCAAGAAAAGGCUUGAGAACAGUUACUACUGGAAUGCCCAAGAAUGUAUCCAAGACUUCAACACAAUGUUUACUAACUGCUACAUUUACAACAAGCAAGGAGAUGACAUUGUUUUAAUGGCUGAAGCUCUAGAGAAGGUUUUUCUUCAAAAGGUUGCAGAAAUGCCUGAGGAAGAAACUGAGAUUGUUGUCAUGACAGGAAAGGGACGUGGUCGGGGCCGGAGAGAUGGAGGUCUGACCAUAAAACCAGGGUCCAUUAUUGAUUCCUCGUCCAUGACUCCUCAAACACGAGGCCUCUCAAAUCUUUUAGCACCACAGACCAGACCAGGACCGGUACCAGGCCCCCCUUUACUACCUCCACAGCCUCUGAUGCAGGCGCUGCCGUCCCAUAUGCCCCAAAUGUUACCCAACCACGCACCACAGCUUGGAGCUCCUUACUCCAUGGGUCAGUCAGACUGUGCUCCUCAAGUUCCCAUCAUGACGUCUGUGCCUCCCCCUGCUCAAACAUUGCUUCCUCCAGCAACAAUUCAAAGCACUGCCCCGAUGCUGCAGAGUCCUAUCACCAUGACCAAACAAAGAAAGAGCCAGAAGAGGAAAGCAGAUACUACAACACCUACAGCCAACGACCAGCUGAGUGAGUCUUCCCCAGCAGAGUCCAAAUCUGGGAAGACACUACCGAGACGAGAGAGUACAAGACCUACAAAACUCAUUAAAAAGGAGGCCCCAGACUCUCAGCAUCACAUAGGAAUAGGGAUUGGGCUUGGCCUUGGCCUUGGCCUUGGCCUUGGCGGACCAAGUGGCGGUCAUAGUCCUAAACCACAGGAUCAGUUGGGAUACUGCUCUAGCCUGGUUAGGGACAUGCUGUCCAAGAAGCAUGCUGCUUAUGCGUGGCCAUUCUACAAGCCUGUUGAUGUAGAUGCACUGGGACUACAUGAUUAUCACGAUAUCAUCAAACACCCCAUGGACCUCAGCACCAUUAAGGCCAAGUUGGAGAACAAGCAAUACCGGGACCCCCAGGAGUUUGCUGCUGACGUACGAUUAAUGUUUUCCAACUGCUACAAAUAUAAUCCACCAGACCAUGAGGUGGUAGCUAUGGCACGAAAAUUACAGGAUGUCUUUGAGAUGCGAUUUGCCAAAAUGCCAGAUGAACCUGAGAGCAAGCCUCCGGUUUCUGCCCCAGCUCCUACACUUCACCAUCCUGCCCCUGUUAAACCGCAGCCUCCAUUGGCUCAUAUCGCCUCAUCGACAGACAGCUCUAGCGACUCAUCCUCUGAGUCAGAGUCAUCUACCGACGACUCUGAAGAGGAGAGAGCCCAGAGGUUGGCAGAGCUCCAGGAGCAGUUAAAGGCUGUCCAUGAGCAGCUAGCUGCCCUGUCCCAACCACAAGCCAGCAAACCAAAGAGAAAAGAGAAGGAGAAGAAAGAGAAGAAAAAGGAUAAGCAUAAGAAGAAAGGAAGCAUGCCUGGCCUUGUGGAUGAAAUGCAGGAUGCAACACCUGUUCCACAGCUGUCUAAAAAGACCAAGAUCAGCAGCAAAGAGGUUGUCCCCAAGAAGAAACCCAGUAAAAAGGAGGGGAUGAAGAACAAUCAUCCUUCCAGUCUGCUGCCAGUUCCUGGCCUGGAAGAUGACCUGGGGGCUGCUGGUUCAUCCGCUACAGGAGAAAAGUGUAAGCCCAUGACGUACGAGGAAAAGAGGCAGCUAAGUUUGGACAUCAACAAGCUUCCUGGUGACAAGCUUGGUCGUGUAGUGCAUAUCAUCCAGUCCAGAGAGCCCUCACUAAAGAACUCCAACCCUGACGAAAUUGAGAUCGACUUUGAGACAUUAAAGCCUUCGACCUUGCGUGAGCUUGAGAGAUACGUGUCUUCCUGCCUUCGCAAAAAAAAUAAAAAGGUUUCAGUUGAGAAGACGGUGGAGUCGAUGGCAGCUUCUAAAAAGACAGGCUCUUCUUCAGAAAGCAGUGGCUCCAGCUCGGACAGUGAAGCAGAGGGACCUGGAAUAAUUAAACAGCAGAAGAAGAAGGGCCAUUCAGUAAAGGAGGCAAAGAAGAUGCAUCCUCACAUUCAGAACAGCCAAGCUCCGACUGGGCUUCAGUCCCAGCCCGCAGUCCUCCCGUCUAGUCAGAUGAAGCAACAGCAUCCACAUCAGCCGUCUCCCGCAGGUUUCAUGGCUCCUCCAGUAGCAGCCCUGGAAUCCUCGCAGUUACUGGAGACUAGCUUUGAUUCCCUGCCACCAUUUGGCCAACCCCUCAUGCAUUUGUCCCACCACACGGGCAACCCCUCAUCACCUCCACCUCCGCACCUCAAUGCUCAGUCUGCAGGACCCGUGUCCCCUGAGACCCACCCCUUCCUCAACCAGCAUCCUGUUCUCACAUCUCCAGCCUUGCAUAGUUCUAUGCCUCAGCAGCCUUCUCGACCCAGUCACAAGGCGGCGCCACUUCAUCCCAAACCCCUUCAGCAGCAACCAGCGCCUCCUCAGCAGCAGCCACAAAUGCAGCAGCAACAGCCGCAGCUCCAGGCCCAAUCAGUGGCACCGCUACAGCACCAGCUCCCACCUCAGAUUCUCCACCCUCCUCAGCCUCUGCACCAACGACCCAUGUCCCCCCCAACGCUCACACCCCAAGGCUUGCUGUCCUCUCAGCCUCCCCAGCUGCUGUUGGAAGAUGAUGAAGAGCCAGGGUCUACCACGCCUUUGAAUCAAGUACAGUUAUAUUUACAGCAGUUCCAGCAAGCCCGUCAACCCCAGCAGUCCAUGCAGUCGCUCCAGGCGCAGGCUCGUCAGCAGCAGCAGCAGCAGCAACAUCAACAACAACAACAACCAACACCAGGACAAGUUUCUCUAUUGCAGGCUGUUCAGGUGCAAUCUCAGCUCCCAUCGCAGACAGCCCUGCCACCUCCCCAGCUCCCUGUUCAGUCCCAGCCUCAGCCGCCACAUCAAGCCCCACCCCAACCGUUACCUCUACAACAGGCCCGCCACAUGCAGCACGCUCAGCAACAGCAGCAGCAGCAGCAGCAAGCCCAACAACACACGCAGCAGCAGCAGCAGCAGCAGCAGCAGCAGCUGAGCUUUCAACAGCCUCCUGGACUGGCUGGUCAGUCCCAAGGAUCACAACACAAGGUGUCCAUGCCCAUCAACAAAGCACAGCAGAUCAUCCAACAGCAGCAGGAGCAGCCUUCCCCUCGUCCAACCAAGACUGACCCCUACAAUACAGCUCACAUGAGGGAUAACCCGUCCCCUCUCAUAAUGCCUUCCCCCCAUCUUCCCCAGUACCCACCUGUGUCUCACCAGUCUCCACCUCACACUUUGCAGCCCAAAAAGCAGAGGCCACCUAUGAGUCAAAGUGGGUUAAAAGAAGAGAAACUUCCUCCAUCACCAAUAAUGAGAGGAGAGCAGUUUAACCCUGCAAUGAGACCAGACCAUCACAAACAUCCUGAUAACAAACCUUCUCAACCAGGUCAACAGAAUGUAAAGUCCGCAGAGAGCUCACGACCUGUCAUCCGCUCCUCUGAGCCAAGUGGGCCUCCAUUAUCUUUGCAAGAGAAGGAGAAGUUUAAACCAGAGCCCAAGACACCUAUUGCCCCCAAAAAGGUACAGGACGUGAAAUUAAAGAAUAUGGGCUCGUGGGCUAGCUUGGCCCAGAAGUCCACGUCUACACCUUUAUCGGCUGUGAAAUCAUCGAGUGACAGUUUUGAGCAGUUCCGGCGAGCUGCCCGCGAGAAAGAGGAGCGGGAGAAAGCCCUGAAAGCUCAAGCAGAGCAAGCAGAAAAAGACCGGCUUCGCCGAGAGCAAGACAAACUACGAGGUCGGGAUGAAGAGGAUGUCAUGGAGACGAGCAGAAGAGUGCACGAGGAGCCACGCAGGCGACUGGAGCAGCACAUCCAAGCUCCUUCACAGCAGCAGCAGCAGCAGCAACAGCAGCCGCCGCCUCAGCAGCAGCAUCAACCGCAGCAGCCACCACAACCAGAGCCCCAGCCCGCUCCCAUUCAGCAGCCUCCUCAACCCCCCACCCCCCCACAGGCCACUGCACAGAACCCACUAGACCAACAGAGGGAGCUAGCACGCCGCCGAGAGCAGGAGAGGAGGAGACGAGAAGCGAUGGCGGCAACUAUUGACAUGAAUUUCCAAAGUGACUUAAUGGCUAUUUUUGAGGAGAAUCUGUUUUGAGGAGAGGAGCAACUGAAACGUAACUGCAAAAAAAAAAAGGAAAUAAGAAAAAAAAAAGAUGCACACUUUGUCUGAAGUGAGAGUUGUCAAGCACGCACUGCAGAUGGACUGCAAUUGGCACUCGGAGACAGAAGACAAACACUGUAUGUGACGCCACAACUCACUUUGCUCUUGUGGACUGAAGACGUAACACACGAGGACGGUUGAAGCGUUUUGGAUGUAACCUCCAAUUUGGCGUCACCUGUGUGAUAUCCCAUAACAAGAGAGAAAGGACCACUGAUGGCACAGUUGCCUUUUUCACACUUGUUUCUUACUGUGUGUGUGUGUGCACGUGUGUGCGUGUGUGCGUGCGCGUGUGUGUGUGUGUGUGUGGGGGCGCAACAAUAAUUGCAUAAGUAACCUAUGAAAUGCUCUGAAGAAGAACUGACAAACUGUGCAGAGGAGUUUUUCAAACUGCCAGAUGUCUGUGGUGGUGAAGAGUACUGGUGUUUUAAAUCUGUGUAGGUUAGUUGUCAGUGAACUCAUGUAGUGACUGGAGGAGCAAGGGGACAACUUACAUAUUGUAAAUCAUGUAUAUUUCUCAGCAGAGAAGGUACAGUUUGCCUUACACCUCUUUCCUAAACAGACCAUUGGGUUCUGUGGCCUGCACACAUGGAAAAACCAAUAACAUUUACAAGCAGGAUUAGGAGCAGUGCAGACCUUUUUCAUCAUCUAGUACCUACUGUAAAGAAGUAUUUUCUUAUACUACAAUAACUGUUUAUUUUGGAUCAUCUUUAUCUUUUGAGGUCUUUUAAAACCAACACACUCCAUAACGUAUAUCUAUGCCAAACAUCCCGUAUGCUAAAUUACUUUUCCUAAAACACGGUAGGUAGCUGAUGGAAGAAUCCCUAAAUAUAUGCAUUAUCAUAGUUCAAACAAGUAUUUAUCAAAGACAGAAUUAGUUAGUUUUCAUUCUGCCUUUUUUAUUUUAGCAGGUAAAGGGGAAAGGUCCAGUCGUUCCUGAGCUUUAGUCAGAAAAUCAUUUCACUACAAAUGUCGCACUGUUGUUUGUACUAUGCUUUUUGACAUACUGUUGGAAAUAUUUGUCACACUACCGGAUCAGUGAGGAAUUGAUGAGGAGCCCCCUGCUGUUCCCUUUAAGUGUUGGCUAAUCUAAAAGGUUUCCGUCAAAUUUCAACAGGCAGAGUAUUUGAGGCAGAAAGGGGACAAUCAGGGGAAUACGACAAAUGCUGAACAUCUUUAUGUAGCCGUUACUUGAAUCAGGUUAGUAAGAAAUCAUCGCAUCAUCCAGUUCACUGAGGGCACACAGUCAACCACAAGAUAUAAAGUGAAAUGAUUACAAAAAUGAACAAACACAAAACAUUUUAAAAAGCAGUUUUGUUUUUUUAUCUUUGUUCUUGUUCAAAUUGUGGCUGUGAGUUAUAUUUCUGCUUAAGGACACAUUGUUUGAACCGGGGAUGAGUCAAAAUCUGAUCGUCGUCCUCUCUUCUCGUCUCUUAUGGUGUUUUUCUCCAGUGCCUGUAUUGUAUUGCAAUUCUCGUUGGAUUAUAUAACACUUCAAGGGGGGAUUCAGAAGGAAGAGAGUCCGGAAUGGGUGGUCUAAUAUUUGAGGGGGGGGUUGAGAGAGUUUGUGUAAAAAAGAAAACCUAAUAAAAAGAACAAAGGAGCAGACAGCAUUUUAUAUUUUACCCGUUGUCACUCUUCGGGUUUUAAAUUUAGUUUUUAGCUGGACUUUUGAGUGUACAAACCUGACAACUGUUUUCUCAUUUUGUUCAUGCGGCAGAUUUUAGGUAGAAAUGUUUAAGCAUCACCACACUAGCGUUCGAGUGGGGUCUGUGAGUGUGAUUGUGUACAUUUGGAUGGCUGUGUGACUGUGUUUGUUUAGUUCACUUUUAAAGCGUGUGGUGCAGGGAGGCAUGUUCCCCAGUGUAGAUAAGCGUUCUAUUAACAAGGAGAAGACACAGAUAAACAUUACUUCAGGACAACCUGUAUCUGUGCUUUCCACCUUUUUCAUGUCUAUGAAGUCCACCAUAUAUGAAUUUAUAAUUUGUAUUAUUAGAUUGGUGAUGAAAGGGUAAAAAAGACCUUCAUUCCUUUUUAGCCUGCUUUUGUUUUUUUACACGGUAACUGUUGGACAUAAUGUGCCAUGAGUUCUACACAGAAUGUGCUGACCCCCAGCUCAGCCCAGAGUUUGCUUUAUUCAGGUAUUUUAUUUUGUGUUAAUGUUUGUUCUGAUUUGGGGGUUUUGUUCAAACAUUUUGCUCAAUUAUUGUUUUGGUAUGUGAGUGGUCUAUCGAGAUUAAGUCUGUUAUGAUCAUUGAAUAAACUCAUCUCUUUUAUAGAAAAUAAGAAAUGAA
Messenger RNA from Betta splendens (Siamese fighting fish), 7545 nucleotides. RefSeq names its product bromodomain containing 4 (gene brd4). The transcript is spliced from 20 exons. Lineage: Eukaryota; Metazoa; Chordata; Actinopteri; Anabantiformes; Osphronemidae. Gene Ontology annotation, cellular component: nucleus; chromatin. The record is from RefSeq and is a predicted model, not a curated record. Gene Ontology annotation, biological process: positive regulation of transcription elongation by RNA polymerase II; chromatin remodeling. The coding region runs from base 485 to 5188 and encodes 1567 amino acids.